Messenger RNA from Penicillium chermesinum, 822 nucleotides. RefSeq names its product thioesterase domain-containing protein. Bases 1 to 822 code for a protein of 273 amino acids. Lineage: Eukaryota; Fungi; Ascomycota; Eurotiomycetes; Eurotiales; Aspergillaceae. The transcript has 3 exons. The record is from RefSeq and is a predicted model, not a curated record. Gene Ontology annotation, biological process: biosynthetic process.
AUGAACAGUGUCAUGUUCAGCGUCAUGAUUCGACAAAUCUAUAAGCGGCCUGCAGGGUCGACGGCCACCCCAUUGUUCCUGUUCCACGAUGCAAGCGGCACGAUCGCCAGCUACUACACACUGGGCCCCAUAGGCCGUGAUGUGUACGCCGUCCCAGAGUCACACAUGGCCAGAGACAGCGGCGGCACCCUGCAGGAGAUCAGUCGUCAUUACUACGCUGCGAUCAAGGCCAUCGUCCCGGAAGGUCGGGUGCUGCUUGGAGGCUGGUCACUGGGCGGGAUGAUCGCCCUGCAAGUCGCGUGGAUCUUCAGCCGUGAUUCCAAAGUGAUCGUGGAUGGGAUCAUCAUGGUGGAUAGUCCCUUCCCGGACUACCGCCAUGUCGUCAAUUGCGAUCUGAAUUCGCCCAUCUCGGAAGACGGCCCCACGGACGCGACGAGCCGUCUGGAGAAUUCUAUCCUGCGCACUGUAAAUAUGUUGCACCACUGGCGGCUCCCUGUUUGGCGUCGACAGCCCCAGCCGUACACGGUUAUGCUGUGUGCGACUGAGCGACUGACGCAUGCCAUGCCCCCGGCUUUGUCCUUUGUCGACCAGUUCAGAGACAGUCCCAGCUUGGGCUGGAACGAGCGCGCGGGCGUUGCAGUGGUGAACAAGAACUAUUUCAUCAAGGGCCACCACUUCAGCCUCUUCGAGCCGCGAAACGUCGCCUCGGUCACGAAGGUCGUGGCCACGAUUGCGAAAGAAAUGGAGGUCUUGGCCUGUUUCGACGAUGACGACGGAACGACAAUGGCACAAUUCCAAAUGGCAAACCCUCUGGCAGCGUAG